ACUUUAAUCAUCAACCACAGCAGAAGUUAAGGCUUGAAAUAGCCUGUGUAAUGUAUCUACAGUGUAUGAAUUUUAACUUUUUGAUUCAAAUCACUGACACAAAUAGAUUAUAUUUAAAUGUAUUGAAAUGCUCUUGAUUAACAGAUUUCUUACGGGUCCUUUUCUGGUACACUGGGAAAGGUUACUAAUCAAUCCAUGCUCAUAUGGUGUGUUGAAACAAAUCAGGUUAUUAAUGCUGCUAGGCUGACAGGAGACAAUAAUGACAUUAGUGGGUUUAAUUGGGGACAAUGCUCAUAACCUUGUUUCCAUAUUGUCUCGGUGAUCAAGUACUGUUCUAAUCAGGUUUCUCCUUCUGUUUUGCUGUUGGCUGCCGUCCAGGCAUUACGUCAUGUGUCCCGUAACCGGGCGCUCACCUUCUGCGUAUAGAGUCCAAAUCUCCCCUAUUCUUCUUCUCUGUGACAAGAGGCUGGGAAAUCGCAUUAUCUCUGCCUCCAAGCGGAUAAAUGCCUCUCCCCUGACUUUUUACUGAGUUUGGAUUUUUGUUACUUUCCACCCAAAACAAUCAUACCCAACACUGACUGUCAGGAGGAUCCAAGUUAAACCUGAUAUAUGGCAAAUAGUGCACGUCUCCUCCCUCUGUAAGCUAAUUAUGUGUCAUACAUGUCCGCACAAGAGGGGUUUUUCAUUUCAGACAGCGAGAGAAUCGUUUUCUGUGAGGAGCCUGCAGCUGAAAAUAAAAGACCCCCCCUGCUCAAACAGCAAAGCCGUGCACAAAGCUACAGAGAUGACCUGUGCUGCCUUUCUGCUGCUGCUCAUCAUAACAAAUGGCGGGUCCUGUAAAGUCUGCAGUUAUCAGGAUGUUCUGGAUUACCUGAACCUGACGGCAGACAGCAGCAUUUUUAAACUGACCCGGCCCGUUCUGGACCAUACGCACAUCACUGUGGUGAAGCUGGACAUCAUCGUCUAUGCCAUCCUGGCGGUGGUUGAAAAAACACAAACCUUUGUUCCUUUCAUCUGGGUGUCAAUGCAAUGGACGAAUGAGCACAUCUCAUGGGAUCCGGCUCAGUUUUGCGGAAUCACUCAGAUUUCGAUUCCAAAAGACCUGCUCUGGAAACCAGAUCUCUUCAUCUAUGAGAUGACAGAGAAGGAUGCCUCCCCCCAGAAUCCAAACUUAAUGGUGACUUUUGAUGGAAUGGUCAUUGCCGGUGAUGACAUCCGUGUGGUUAGCACCUGCAAGAUGGACGUCCACAAGUUUCCCUUUGACACUCAAGAAUGCAGCAUAUCAAUUGGUUCUGCAAUGCACUGUUUAGAAGAAAUGCGAGUCCUUCCCUCUUCAAACUCCUCACUGGUCACUAAGUUUUCACAGCAGAUCAUGAAGACCCAGGGAGAGUGGGAGUUCCUGCGUAUGUCUGUCAACAACACCAUUCUUGUCUACGACAACAGGAGUUGGGACCUGGUCAUAUACACUGUCACCAUAAAGAGAAGGCCCCUCCUCCACGUCAUAAAUUUCCUGCUGCCCAUCCUAUUCUUCCUAACUCUGGAUCUCGCCUCUUUCUUCAUCUCGGACCAUCAGGGGGAGAAGCUGGGCUUCAAAGUCACGGUUCUGUUGGCCAUCUCUGUCCUCCUGCUCAUCCUGAAUGAAAUCCUGCCCGCCAUGUCCAACAAGACACCACUGAUAGCUGCCUACUGCAUUGUGAUUUUUGCUCUGAUGCUGCUAAGUCUUUUGGAGACGAUCCUGGUGAAUUAUCUGAUUGGAAAAGAUGAGCUUGGUUUGCAGGAAAACCAGGAGAACAAUCAUAAAAAUACCAAAACUAAGAAUUGUGACAAAGAAGAUGAGAAGCGUGCUGUCUGUGAAAGCAUCUGCAGAGAUUCAGAAAAAGACAGGCAGCACGAGCUUCUUCCCGUACUCGAAGAGGUGAACAGCAGCCUUCAGUCUGGAGAGUCUCACGUGAUGCUCUUGAUCCUGGAUGAGCUGAGGAAGCUGCAGAAAACGGUUUACCUCCAUUUCGGCUACAGAGAGGAGAGAGUAAAGUUGGUGUCCUGGGCAAAAAGAAUCAAUAGAUCUUUCUUCAUUUGCUACAUCAUCACAGUGUCUCUCUUUCUGUACUUCAUCUUCAGGGAAUGGAUAUCUUAGAAAUACAAGUUCCUUUUUUUUCAAAUGCAACUGGACUCUUUAUCGUAGACCCAACUUGUAAAAUGUUGAUUUGUAGUUAUUGGGAGGGGUUCCUAAAGAAGUGCAAUUUCCCAACUUGUUUGCAAACACCAGCUGCUUUGUUUCUGCACAAAUGUUUCAAAGCACAUUGCGCUAAACACACGAAGAGCGGCAAGUUAAGCCCAGGAGAUCUUAGCAGUGUAAUACCCCUUUUCGGGCACAAAAACAGCCAAUGUGGAAAUUAUCAAAGGAAAAGGAAAAAAUGACCCAUAGAGAGCUCCAGGUCUCUGAAGUACAAGAGACUCCUGAUAAAGGCGGCAUCGGCCUGUAUCGGGCAGGAUUCACGUUAGUAGUGCUGUCUCCGAAACCGUAAGAUGUGCAUGUUUUUAAUACACAGCUGCAGAUCGUAGAGAUUGGCUCACCGUUAAAAAGUUAAAGAGGCAUCAGAUAGUACAAUUAAUAGAUAGUUUAGACAUAAUGUGCCGUGCUGUGUGUACAUAUGUGAUGUAUUGUCAGAAUAAAAAAAA
Molecule: messenger RNA, 2679 nt
Organism: Fundulus heteroclitus (mummichog)
Lineage: Eukaryota; Metazoa; Chordata; Actinopteri; Cyprinodontiformes; Fundulidae
Product: 5-hydroxytryptamine receptor 3A
Exons: 10
Coding region: 650-2134 (494 amino acids)
Biological process (GO): signal transduction; regulation of membrane potential; monoatomic ion transmembrane transport
Cellular component (GO): neuron projection; synapse; membrane
Molecular function (GO): transmembrane signaling receptor activity; extracellular ligand-gated monoatomic ion channel activity; neurotransmitter receptor activity
Source: RefSeq, a predicted model, not a curated record